AUGGAAGAAUCGGGUUGCUCCGGUAUCUUGGGUAAUCUGUUUUGCCAUGAGGACGGGACUUCUCUCGAAGGGGGGGAGGAGGAGGAGGGAGAGAGAGGGGGCGAUGAGGUUGGGCUGACCAGGGACUCCGUAAUCUCCGAGGAGGAGGAAGCAUACAUCGGGACGCUGGUCUCUCGAGAGAACAGCUUCGAGGGGAGAAACAGCCGGGGUUUUUCCUCCAGCGACGCCUCCUCGGCGGUCCCCGCCGUGGACUGGCUGAAAUACGCGCGCUCCGCCGCCGUCCGGUGGAUUCUGAGAGUGGGUGUUCCCCACUCCAGAUUGUCAUUGUUUUUACUUUUUAUAUGUUUUCCGAUCUUUUCGAUCUCAGAAAGUUCUUGCCUUUUGAAUCAGACGCGGGUGUACUUCGGCUUCAGCCCCCAGACGGCAUACCUCUCCGUGAUUUACCUCGAUCGGUUCUUCGUGAAGCGAACCAUCGAUGUACGUAUUUAUCUCGCCUUUCACAAGAGAUUUCUCUGGCCGCUCUAUUCAGUAGCGUAGACCUGAACCUUAUUCGUAUGCAGAUGAGGCAAUCUUGGGCGAUUCAGUUGUUAUCGGUGGCGUGCCUGUCGCUGGCUGCGAAGAUGGAAGAAUGCAGAGUUCCGGCGCUGACGGAGUACCCAGGAGAGGAAUGCGAAUUCGAGAGCAAGGCAAUCCAGCGGAUGGAGCUCCUUGUAUUGAACACAUUGGAGUGGAGGAUGGGUUCAAUAACACCCUUUCUCUAUAUAGAUUACUUUGCGUCGAAGUUUGUACUUUGCCGCAGUGGCAAGGGCCUGCCGUCCAGAGCCACGGAGCUCAUCCUUGCCGCAAUUGAAGGUCAGUGCACUGGUCCAAUGAGAUAUCUCCAAUUGUUUUGUCGCUGCCGCACUGUUUAUUCUAACGUUGCCCGCUUCGAUCCUUCUGUAUUUCUCAUCAGGGAUGAACUUGGUGGAUCACCGCCCGUCCGCCGUGGCGGCCGCGGCAGUCUUCGCCGCCGCCGGGCAGCCAUUAACGAAGACGUUGCUGGAGGAUAAGAUUGGCGCCGUCUCCCCGUGUAGAUCGUUAGAAACUGUGAGCCGAAUAAAUCUUCGUUGCUCCACUCUUGUCUCUUCGGCCGGACUGAUAUUUUUCACCUCUGAAUUCGUAUUCUCUUUUCUCUCUUCCCCUCAGGACCGCACACUUUCUUGCUACAACCUGAUCAUGAUGAUGAUUCAGGAGUCAAGGAAGUCGCAGAAGGACCUGCCGUUACACAACCUUUUGAUCCCCUUCGAGGCGACGCCGGCAUCCUUCCCGUGUGUGCCUUGCUCCGGGGAUGCCAUUGAUAGCUCCUCCUUGAGCACCGUCUGCAGCAAGAGGAGAAGGCUUACCCUGGGCUCCUACGACUGCAAUUGCCCCACAUCCAGGAAGAACAACCCCGACUAG
This is a messenger RNA of Spirodela intermedia, 1437 nucleotides long. Lineage: Eukaryota; Viridiplantae; Streptophyta; Magnoliopsida; Alismatales; Araceae. The record is from the annotation of a GenBank genome assembly.